AUGACGGGAAAAGAGCGGAGCAGCAAGCAGUUCCUAGGCCAGGUCUGGGACGGCGUCCGCGGAGUGCUGGGCCUGAGCUCGACCAAGAAGGACAGCGACACGGCCAGCAAGCGAUCGUCCGUCACGUCUUCCCACUCGGCGUCUGCCUCCGCAUCCGCCUUCACAUCCGCACCUACCUCUGCUCCCCAGCAGCAGUACCAAUACCAGCCACCUCGGUACCAGGAAGGGGCCGACAUCGAUCGUCCGUCCCGCGAAGAGGUCCUCGCAAGCUAUCAUAGCCUCCCGAGAGAAUCCUACGACGCCGAAACACCAGGUCCAUCCCGCGGUACCAAGCGCGCCGCCAUCCCGGCCGCAGCAGCAGCAUCGGCAACAUCGACAACUACGAUGGCAGCCACAGCUGCCACAGCGGGCACGCCAGAGGCUCAGGAGGAGACGGGAGGCCUGACUGUCCAGCCCCACCGUAAGCUGCGCAAGACUUCAGCCUCCGGCUCGCGAGACAUGUCCAUACCGAAACUCCGCCGUGCGAAGAGGAGUGUUUCCGCCCAGCAGGGGCUGACCGGUCCCACCGCAUUGCGAAGGUCGAGCGCCCGCCUCGAUAAACAUGUCGCCGCGGCUACUAAGCGCGUCAUCCCACCACCUGCCCGUGUCCACGCUCCUCCACCUCAUGCUGCUGCCCGGUACCGGAAACCUGGGUAUUACCGCGGUGGAUAUCACGAGUAUGGGGAUGAUGAGGUCCCCGUCGUGGCGGUGGCGACGGCCAGACCACUCCGCGUCGUCAGGCCGGACGUCAACAGGGGAGGUGUCCCUGCCGUUCCUGACAUUCCUCCCAAGUUUGAUUUUGGCGAGGAUGAUGAGAAUCGUUCCAGAAGGGCUGCUGUUAGGGCUUGA
Messenger RNA from Geosmithia morbida, 888 nucleotides. RefSeq lists its product as uncharacterized. Lineage: Eukaryota; Fungi; Ascomycota; Sordariomycetes; Hypocreales; Bionectriaceae. The coding region runs from base 1 to 888 and encodes 295 amino acids. The transcript has 4 exons. The record is from RefSeq and is a predicted model, not a curated record.